Mercurialis annua (annual mercury) is the source of this 1042-nucleotide messenger RNA. RefSeq lists its product as uncharacterized. Bases 295 to 807 code for a protein of 170 amino acids. The record is from RefSeq and is a predicted model, not a curated record. The transcript has 7 exons. Gene Ontology annotation, cellular component: endoplasmic reticulum membrane. NCBI's taxonomy places the organism in Eukaryota, Viridiplantae, Streptophyta, Magnoliopsida, Malpighiales, Euphorbiaceae. Gene Ontology annotation, biological process: endoplasmic reticulum organization; vesicle-mediated transport.
GAAAUGCAAUUAUCCCUUUCUGGCAAGUAUUUUUUUUGCCCCUUUAUCUGCAACAUCAACUCAGUAUCGGAAACAAAAUAAUUGUAAUCUUCCUCGCCGUUGCCAGUGCUUUGCCUUCCGCUGCGCCGCUUCCGUCAGUGCUUUGUUAUUUCCGUCCGAUUCCGCCGCCGUCUCCGCCUAUGCUUAUUUUCCGGAACUGACGCUGCUGCUUUUUGUGAGGUAAAUAGUAGUAGCAGUGCAGAAGAAGAAGACUGGAGAGGACCUAAAGAAUAAAAUAAAUAAGAAAGUGAUAAAAUGCAGCAAAGAAAAUCAGGGAGGCCAUCUGGAACCGAUGGCUCUGAUUUCUCGUACCGGAUGGUCGUCGAUUCCCGCUACACAGAGGUAGCUAAAGGAAAAUCUCGUCUAGGUACACUGCUGAAAACUCAGAUUGUGGUUCAAUUGAUGGGGUUAAUAUGCAUGGUGCAGCUGAUAGCAAAUGGAAAGGCCAUGAACAAAUUUGCUGUUUCAUCUUCUGCGGCCGGAUCGUAUUCUCUUCUCAUUGGGGAAUUUGGCCGUAGACGCAGUAAAGUUGGUUUAUUGAGAUUAUACAUCUACAUAUCGUCUAUUGCAUUACUUCUCUCCAUAUAUUGUUCCAUUACCAGCAAUUCUACUUUAGAGGCUAUUUGGAAUAUGAGGGACUGGCAAAAGAAAAAGUUUGAACUUGCUGAAAGUCUUGUUCUUCUAUUUGGAUCUUUGGUGCAGAUAAUUACUAUCAGCACUGUACUUUCUCUAAUUGGUAAUAUGUCUCCUCCCAAGAAAGCUUCUUAACAGUUUUUGUAAUUUCAGCUUUACUAUCCAGGUCAGUGUGGAGCAACACCUUAUCUCUUUGUUAAUGCCUCAAAUUGCUUUGUAUCUUUUCUGUGUCUUGAGAAUUAUAGAUUUGAGAAUGAGCGCGACUUCGCUAAUUUUCAAUGAAGCUUUAGCUUUUUAAAAUUUGGGUUGUUGUAUUGAGAAUUAGAGACAACAUUGACCAGUUAAAUGAAAGUUUUUCUUUUCUAUUUUA